Gossypium raimondii (Peruvian cotton) is the source of this 1200-nucleotide messenger RNA. RefSeq lists its product as uncharacterized. Gene Ontology annotation, molecular function: nucleic acid binding; zinc ion binding. Bases 1 to 1200 code for a protein of 399 amino acids. Lineage: Eukaryota; Viridiplantae; Streptophyta; Magnoliopsida; Malvales; Malvaceae. The transcript is spliced from 3 exons. The record is from RefSeq and is a predicted model, not a curated record.
AUGGGGGCAGAAGAAUUCAGGGCAUCAGCUGAAGAUGAUCCUGAAAGAGCUAAGUUCUGGUUGGAGAACACUAUUCGGCUAAGCAAAUAUGCUCAAGAAUGGGUUCAAACAGAAGCUGAAAUGUGCAAAAGAUUUGAAGAGGGUUCGAAUGAAGACAUCAAGUUGUUAAUUGGAAUUCUUGAGCUAAGAGAAUUUGCCGUACUAGCUGAAAGAGCAUAUAAAGCAGAAGAAUUGAGUAAAGAAAAGAAACAGAUAGAAAGGGAAGCUCGGGUUCUUAGUAAAAGACCUAUGGGAAAAUCACAGCUUUCUAUUUCAAAGAAAUCAAAGAAGUAUCAAGACCGUUCUUCUUCAGCUACGGGGUAUUUUGGCAGGGAACGAGGCUCCCAACGUUCUAACCUGAAAUCUCUUACCCAUUCAGUGACAAGUGUAGGGAGUGUUGGUAAUCCCAAACCGCGAUGUAAGUAUUGUAACAAAGCUCAUUUUGGGGAAUGUCGACUGAGAAGUGGAGCCUGUUAUAGAUGCGGUUCCCUUGGUCAUUUCCUCAGAGAAUGUCCAGAAAGGGUUGAAAAAGAUACUGAUCAAACUCUGAAGCUGAGUAAUUUUGUUUCAAGAGGUAGACCACUUCCACCUUCUAGAAAUAUCAGUGGUAGCUGGGGAGCUACAAAAGAUUCAGCAGCUAAAUCUGAAGCUAGAGCACUAGUGAGAACAUAUGCCAUCCGUGCCAGAGAAGAUGCUUCAGCAUUAAAUGUCAUCACUGAUACAUUUUCUUUACUUGAUACUGAGAUUACUGCUUUGAUUGACCCUUGUUCUACACAUUCAUAUAUAUGCACAAAGCUUGUAUUUGUUAAAAACUUACCUGAUGAAUUCACUGAAUUGGUGGUUAAAGUCUCAAACCCCUUGGGUCAGUGUGUUAAGACAGAGAGGUUAUCUAAUGUGAUUUUAGUCAUGAAAGCUCAGAGGUAUACUAGAAAGGGAUGUAAUGCUCUUCUUGCAUAUGUAUUGGACACCAAGGUAUCUGAGUCAAAGGUUCAGUCCGUACCAGUUGUAUGUGAGCUCUCUGAUGUGUUUCUAGAGCAAUUACCUGGGUUGCCACCGGAAAGGGAAGUUGAAUUCUCUAUAGAUCUUGUUCUUGGAACUACUCCGAUUUCUAUAGCACCACACAGGAUGGCUCUUACAAAAUUAAAAGAACUGAAAGCAUAG